AUGACGACAAUGCAGAAGUUGUUGCAGUUGCCGGUGAACGCGGUGAACAUGGUUAAAACUGUCCAGAGCCAGGUCCAGGGGCAGAGCCAGGAGGAAGACAAGAGCCCGGUGUUGUCUCCAGACAGCGGGCAGCACUCGUGGUACAGCGCCCUCCAGCCGGACGAGCUACGCCACCUCAGAUCAGGAGGGGGAGGAGGAGGAGGGGGAGGUGGGGGAAGCACCUCAGGAGAGGGAAACUCGGAAGAGAAGACCGGCCUGGAAGAUGGAGGGAUAGGAGGAAGUGGCGGAGGUUCACAGACACAGCCACUCCGGCACGACGACUUGAAGGAGAUGUUGGACAGUAACAAGGACUCACUGAAGCUGGAGGCCAUGAAGAGGAUUGUAGCUAUGAUUGCUCGAGGUAAAAAUGCGUCCGAUCUAUUCCCAGCUGUGGUCAAGAAUGUGGCCUGUAAAAACAUCGAGGUGAAGAAGUUGGUGUACGUGUAUCUGGUGCGUUAUGCAGAGGAGCAGCAGGACCUGGCUCUUUUGUCUAUCUCCACAUUUCAGCGUGGUUUAAAGGACCCAAACCAGCUGAUCCGGGCUAGCGCUCUGAGGGUGCUGUCCAGUAUCAGAGUGACCAUCAUCGUUCCCAUUAUGAUGCUGGCCAUUAAAGAGGCCGCCUCCGACAUGUCUCCAUAUGUCAGGAAGACCGCAGCACAUGCUAUUCCCAAACUCUACAGUUUGGACCCUGAGCAGAAGGAUCAACUCAUUGAAGUCAUUGAGAAACUCCUCGCCGACAAAACCACAUUGGUGGCAGGCAGUGUGGUGAUGGCGUUUGAAGAGGUGUGUCCCGAGCGUAUCGACCUCAUUCACAAAAACUACAGGAAGUUGUGUAACCUGCUGAUUGAUGUGGAGGAAUGGGGACAGGUGGUCAUCAUCAACAUGCUGACGCGCUACGCCAGGACGCAGUUUCUCAACCCAAACAUCAACGAGUCUCUGCUGGAGGAGGGCAACACUGAAGGCAAGACAUUUUACGGUUCUGACGAAGACGAGGACGAGGAUGAGGAAGAGAAGGAGAAGGAGAAGAAGGCUGAGGCCAUGGCUAAAAGGAAACCGUAUGUCAUGGACCCGGACCACAGACUUCUGCUGAGGAACACCAAACCUCUUCUACAGAGCAGGAAUGCAGCCGUGGUGAUGGCCGUUGCACAGUUGUAUUUUCAUCUGGCUCCUAAAGCAGAGGUCGGAGUCAUCGCCAAAGCUUUGGUUCGGCUCCUCAGAAGUCACAGCGAGGUCCAGUUUGUUGUUCUUCAAAAUGUAGCAACAAUGACCAUCAAGAGGAGGGGGAUGUUUGAACCGUACCUGAAGAGUUUCUACAUUCGCUCCACAGACCCAACACAGAUCAAAAUCCUCAAGCUGGAAGUUCUCACCAAUUUGGCAAAUGAGACCAACAUCUCCACUAUCCUCAGAGAGUUUCAGACGUACAUUAAAAGUAUGGAUAAGGAUUUUGUGGCAGCGACCAUCCAAGCUAUCGGCCGCUGUGCUACAAACAUCGGAGAGGUGCGGGACACGUGUCUGAACGGACUGGUGCAGCUGCUGUCUAACAGAGACGAGCUAGUGGUGGCCGAGUCUGUGGUGGUGAUAAAGAAACUGCUCCAGAUGCAGCCGGAGAAACACAGUGACAUCAUCAAACACAUGGCCAAACUCAUCGAUAACAUACAGGUGCCGAUGGCGAGGGCGAGUAUCCUCUGGCUGAUUGGGGAGUACUGUGAACACGUCCCAAAGAUCGCUCCAGACGUCCUGAGGAAAAUGGCCAAGUCUUUCACAAAUGAAGAGGACAUCGUCAAACUACAGAUCCUCAACCUGGCAGCCAAACUCUACCUCACUAACUCCAAACAGACCAAGCUCCUGACACAGUACGUUUUGAAUUUGGCGAAAUACGACCAAAACUACGACAUCCGAGACCGAGCUCGGUUCAUUCGUCAACUCAUCGUCCCCACAGAGAAGAGUGGAGCGCUCAGUAAAUAUGCCAAGAAACUGUUCCUCGCCCUGAAACCUGCACCGGUCCUCGAGUCUCCUUUUAAAGAUCGAGACCACUUCCAGUUGGGUUCUUUGUCCCAUCUGCUGAACGCCAAAGCUGGGGGGUACCAGGAGCUGCCCGACUGGCCCGAGUCCGCCCCCGACCCCUCCGUGCGCAACGUGGAGGUGAAGGAGUCUGUUUUUGCGCUGCUCGAAAGGGUCACUACAUUAACGAGUGUGCCUGAAUGGUCCAAAUGCAGCGCUCGGGAGAAGAGAAAGGAGAAGAAAGUGGAGAAGCCUUUUUACUCGGAUUCAGAGGGAGAGUCUGGGCCCACGGAGUCAGCGGACAGCGAGUCGGACAGUGGCAGUGGCUCGGAGAGUGCCAGUGGGUCUGAGGAGAGCGGGUCGGGGUCAGAGAGUGACGAAGAGGAUAGCGAUGAAGGCUCGGAGGAAGAGGAGGAGGAGGAGGAAGAGGAGCCCAAACACACCAAGAAGAAAAUACAGGAAGCGAAGAAACCCAUACAUCAGAGUGAGAGUGAGCAGAGCAGUGAAGAGGAGAGGAAACCACAGAGAAAACCCAAAAGCAGAAAGAUGAGCGAGUCCGAGUCUGAGUCAGAGGAGAGUGAGUCUGAGUCUGACGAGUCCGAGUCCGAUGAGUCUGAGUCGGAGCCAGAGACCAGGAAAAAGAAGAAGUCUAAACCUUCAAAACCAGUAAAAAAAGAAACAAAGAAGGAAAGCAAGAAAGAGAUGUCUCUGCUCGACCUGGACGACUUCGAGCCGGCCCCCUCUCCUCAGGUGACUCCAGUGAACGCGUUCAUGUCCAACAGCCUCGUCACAGACCUGGAGGGGCUGUCCCUGUCUGACGACGUUCUUGCGCCUGCUGCUAUUUCUCCUUCGAGCUCUAUGAAAACGUUUGAGUUGCUGCACAGAAUCACAGGGGAGGGUUUGUCUGUGGAGUACUGCUUUAGCCGGCAGCCCUUCAGCCCUGACGCUAACAUGGUCGCUGUUCAGAUCCACUUCACCAACAACUCCUCCUCCGACGUGUCCAACCUGCACGUGGAGGACGCCAAGCUCCAGUCCGGCAUGAGGGUCAAGGAGUUCCCUGAGAUUGAGGUGCUGGCAGCCGGAGAGACAACCACAGCUGUGAUGGGCAUUGACUUUUGUGACUCCACUCAAGCUGCAAACUUCCAGCUCUGUACAAAUUCCAAGAAGUUCUUUGUGACGAUCCAGCCGCCGGUGGGAGAGCUGAUGAGGCCUGUGUUUAUGACGGAGAACGAGUUUAAAAAGGAACAAGGUCAGCUGAUGGGCAUGAACGAGAUCUCGGAGAAACUGACGCUGGACUCGAAAUGUCGGAACGAACACGCCAUCGUCCAAGUGACCACCGCCGCCAGCCUGAGCCGCGUGCCCUGUGGCUCCGACAACGAGUGCAGAUUCGCCGCCCGGACCGUGACCAGCAACAGCCUGGUCCUGGUCACCGUGGCGACCAAACAGGAAGGCGCUGCACAGCUGACCGUCAACUGCGACAAGAUGCUGAUCGGUACCAUGUUGGUGAAAGAAAUCCUGCAAGCUCUCACACAGUGAAGUGUCCUGGGAUAGUAACAGCGGCGCCCCCUGUCUGCGACUUUGGACAUGUACCGCUCUACCGCAUCUGUAGCAUUUUAUUUAUUUAUUUAUUUUAGUAAGAAAGACAACAAGAUAGCCUAUACGUCAUAAAUCAAAUGUAUUUUGGAGUAUCCAAGGGUUUCAGAAAGAUGAAAAAUUCGGACCGUUGCCAUACCUAUUAAAAAUUGAAAACAAAACAUGAUAUCUUUUACGUAAGUUGCUGUAGUUCCCUAAAAUGUUUGCCGUUAAUUGAACUAAACACCCCAAACUAAGCACAAAACACAACAAUACAAAGUCUAUAAAUAUUAAAGGAGCUGUACCUGAUUUUUACUGUCUUAAAAACAUAAACAUGAAAAAACUGAAUUUUAAAAGUUUUCACAAUUUUCAGAGACUAGAGCAAAGUUGUGCAGUGAUGGUAAAGCUAACAAAACUACUGCCACAUUCCAAAGAGGAAGUGAGCAUGGGUGUGCUUCCGGCUCCAUCGACUCUGGCUCUAAUUCACUUUGUAUUGAAAAACUCUUGCCCCACUUUCCUUAACUGCUGCUGUCAGACUCAUUUGGUCUUAAAAUGUUCGUAUUAACCCGCUCUACAUGUUUUUAUUUCGCUAUUCUGUCCGUAAAUCAAGGUAUGAACAUUAAUAACAGACAAAUCAGGUGCCUUCUUUCCUCACUGUCAGCUAAACCAGAUGUGCAGGCUUUAAGGGGCGCUAUAAUCAAUAGCCUCGCUCCGGAUCGGCUCUUUGCUAUGAUACUUGCGGUCGGAAUUCCAAAUAUGGAACUCAGCUCAGAAUUCGCCCCUAUAACUGCCAGCUUCGAUGAGCUUCAUUUGACUGGAGCUAAACUUUAAAGGUGAUGUCACACUCACUUAGUUCACGUCUUCAUACAGUCUAUGUUAGGGUGAUCAGACGUUCUUAUUUACCUGGAACAGUCAUAGUUUUGAGCUCUGUGUCCCCCUGUCCCAGAAAAUGUAUCCAAAACAAGUGAUUUGUCCCAGUUUUAUACAACAAAUGUCCCAGGUGUCUCUAUUUUUGACCAAUUUGAUACCUGCCAAUAGUAAGGAGAGGCAUAAAUUGUAAUUUGGUUAGAUAAAAUACAAAAUAUCUGCUUAAAAACAACCAAAAUACAAAGAAAAUGUGUCUAUACUGGCUCACAUAUUAGUCCUGAAUGAUCUCUGCAUAACAGUUUUCCUUAAUCAUGCACUCGUUUUACAAUUUUAUUAUUACCAACCAGUAAAACAAGGAUUUCCCAGUUUUUUAUUUGAAAUUCUUGUCACCCUUGUCUUUAAAGCACGUUAUUGUCUGAGAACCACAUAAUUAGAACCAGACAGCACGCAUUUUUGACUUCAUACCUGACAUAGACUGGCAAAAAAAAAAUCAAGUACAGGGCCUUUCAAUAAUGUUACAUAGUAGUAAGUAUAUUUUUAGAAAAUGCAUCGCCUUAGUUUCCCUCACAACCCAAUGUAAUUCCAAUGGAACGAAAAACAUCAACUCUAACCUAAUUAAUUUACCUUUAGCUUACAUAUUUUAGCAUAUUUUCCCAAAAGGUCAGGACAGGAGGGCAUUUCAAAUCUUGUACAAAAGUUGCUCUAUAUGUAAAAAGUACUACAAGUGUGGCGUGUGCAUGAACGUGUGUCUGAGAAUAUAAAAUCAAUAUUGUCCACAAAACUGAAGCCUGACAUGCAAAUAAUGUUACCGAUUCACUUUUCUUUUCUUGUCUUUGAAAUGGCCUUGUUACGUCUAAAGCCAAGCAUCACCUGGCAGCUUGUUUUUGUUACAAACUUUAAUGUGUUGAAUGUUUUUGAAUGUAAUUGAUUUCUUUUUGUUGCAGUUGAGCCAUAGGCUGUAUAUAAAAAUGGACUAAGCCACUAGCCGCGAGCUCGAAAUAGGAAGUGAGCAUGGGCGCGGUUCUGGCUCCAUCGAGUCCGGGUACAGUUCACUUUCUUUGAGAAGGUUGCUUCGUAUGAUCCUGGUGUUUUUAUUUGGCGAUUUUCUGUAAAUCAAUUCCUAAUUUGGAACUCGACUCCAAAUUCCCACAUAACUGUUAGCCUCGGUGAGCUUUAUUUGACUGGAGCCAAGCACUACAGCUGAUGUCACGCUCUCUUAGUCCACUUUUUUAUACAGUCUUUGAGUUGUCCCAGCUAGUCUACCCUUCAAAACCAAAGAGCUUUUACGAUUCUAAAUGACUGUAAGGUUGAGAAUUUGACAAGUAUUUACAAUUUAUUUAAAGUUGGGAAAAAACACAAAAAAACUAAAUACAUUCUUAAAAUUAAAGAUGAACUAUGUCACUUUUGUGGUGGAGGCUCGGCACCUGCUUGCCUCCAUGGAGAUGUUAUUUCUUUGACUGGAAUGUUCCACAGUAGGGCAUUAAAAUUA
Molecule: messenger RNA, 5968 nt
Organism: Boleophthalmus pectinirostris (great blue-spotted mudskipper)
Lineage: Eukaryota; Metazoa; Chordata; Actinopteri; Gobiiformes; Gobiidae
Product: adaptor related protein complex 3 subunit beta 2
Biological process (GO): anterograde synaptic vesicle transport; intracellular protein transport; vesicle-mediated transport
Cellular component (GO): AP-3 adaptor complex; membrane coat
Source: RefSeq, a predicted model, not a curated record